Messenger RNA from Schistosoma turkestanicum, 2586 nucleotides. The record is from the annotation of a GenBank genome assembly. Lineage: Eukaryota; Metazoa; Platyhelminthes; Trematoda; Strigeidida; Schistosomatidae.
AUGGAUGAAAGUACAGCUGAAUAUGAAGCGACUCUUUUGAGACUUGAAGAAGAACAACAGAGGGCUUCAACACUUGCUGGAGUAAAUACAAUGCUUCGCGAGCAAUUAGAUCAGGCCACACAUGCAAAUCAAACACUUUCGGCUGAAUUGCAGCGUAUAAAGGAAGAAGCAACUUGUUUACGUGAUGUUCUUGAACGGCGAGAGGCAGAAUGGAAAAAUGAAGAAGCUGCUUUCAAUGAUUAUUUCACGAUGGAACAUGGAAGACUCCUUGCUCUUUGGAGAGCAGUCGUAGCGUGUCGCCGUCAGUUUGUUGAAGUUAGGGGCCAAGUAGAACGUGAAAUCGGAUCCGCUCGGGUAGAAUUAUCCAGGAUAUCGAGAGUAUGUCAAACAGCCUGUGAAAACUUUGCAUCCAACUUACGUACAAUGGAAGCCAGAAACAUGGUUACAAUGGAACAAGAAAAGAAUGAUAAGAAAAAAUUGGAACAUGAAUUAGAUGAAUUAACUAGAAACUGUGAAAAUAUAAAACAGCAAACUAAUGGACAACUUGAACAAGCUAAUCAAAAAAUUACCAACUUAAUUAAUCAAAUGAGUGAAAUGGAAAAACAACUUUCUGAUAAAGAUAGAACAAUUGAUAGUUUACAACGACUACGUACUGGUCAAACUUUAUGUGGACGUAAAGAAGGGGCAGAUAUCAAUGAUCCUUCAGCAAGAGCACUGGUUGAGGAAACACAAGCAUUAUACCAGACACUCAGAGAUAUUUCUCAGUCUAUAUUGAAUGAUGAAAUGAUACCAUCUGAGGCAUUAAGUGGUGCAGAAAAUUGUCACCACCAGUCGAGAUCCCGUUCACCAUGUUAUGCUUCGAAUCCUAAGAUGGUGACCGGCAGUUUCCGUAACUCUAGAGCAGGAGCAUAUGGUCGCACCGGAUCACCGCCACCACCAAUUAAUAAUACAAGUGCUUGUUACUGGGGUGAUUCAGCACUAUCUGCUGUUCAGGCUGCGAUUCAUAAACGUGGACUUCAGGUUUCUGAAUUAACGGCCAAGUUGAACAAUACAAAAGAUCAAUGUGACUCAAUGAAACAUAUGUUAGAUGAUAGUGAAAAUGAAAGAAGAAACUUAGAACGUCAACUAAUGAACAUGCGUGCAGAACUAGACAAUAUGAGAAGAGAAAAAGAAGAUAUGGGAAGAGAAGUAAAACGAAUCACAGCAAAUAUUCAAACUUUGGAUAACGAAAGAGCUGAUCUUGAAAGAUCACGUUCAAAUACUUCUGAAGAACUAAAAAGCUUACAGAGCGAACUAGAACGUGUUCAAAGCGCUUAUAAUGAAUUGCGUAAAAGUAAAGACACAUUAGAAGGAGAAUUAACUUGUGUUCAACGUGAUGCUGAAAGAUAUUUACGAGAGUCUGAACGUUGUCAACGUUGCAUUGAUACACUUGAAGAACGCUUAUCAGCUGAGCGCGAAGAAGUAGCAAACUUACGAAGUGCUCUUCAAAAAUCCAAAUUAGAGGCUGAAAUUAGAGCCAAAGAAUUCGCAGAUAUUCAAGAUGCCCUAUCAAGAGCUGAAACACGGAAGGCAGAAUAUGAAGCUGAAAUAGCACGAUUACGAUCAGAUGAAGCAGCACUAGGUGAACAUUUAUCCAAAUGUCAGAGUAAACUAGAAGAGGUCUCUAACAAAAGGUCGAUUCUUCAGAGCCAGUUGAAAAAUCAGGAAGCCGAAUACAACCAACUGGCAUCUGAUUAUCGAAAUGCUGAUGGAGAUCGUUCCAGCCUGAAAGAAGCACUUAUUCAAAUGGAAUCACAAAAGAAUGAAGUAAUUUAUGAGAAGAACAGCAUUUCUCAAUCUUUAACGAUAUCUGAAGCUGCCCGUGAAAGACUGGAAGAAGAAAUCACCAGUUUGAACAGAGAAAAAUUAGAAAUUACGGAACAGGUAGAGAAAAGAAGAUUUAACAAAGAGAAAGGUGAACUUUCAGCAAAAAUCACUGCACUUACUAGAGAAUUAAAUCAAACUUACGAUUUACUUACAGCAAGUAAAAAAGAACAUAAAAAAUUAGACGCUGACUAUUAUGAAGCGAAACAACAGAUAAUGCAAUUGGAAACUAAACGAGACUUAUUAGAAAAUGAAUUACAAGAACAAAAUUUAAAAAGAGAAAAUUUAUUAGUUGAAUUGAAACGUACUCAAGCAGACCUUCAACAUGAAAUUGAACGUGGACUUCAGGCUCGUGAACAAGCUUCACAGGCUUUACAGAAGCGUGAAGACGAAUUGCAAGGAGCAAUUAGGCUAUCAAAAGAGGCAGCUGAAAAGGAAAUAUCCAGAUUGAGAAAUCAGUUAACUGAAUGUAGACAAUUAUCAGAUAAAGAGUUAAGAGAUCUUACAAUGAAUCAUAAAGAAGCUAUUAAAAGUCUGAUGAAACAGAGUGAACAAGAUAAACAAGAUUUUGAUAAUGAAGAACAAGAACGUGUUACCGUACAUGAACGUUUAAAUAAGUCUUUACAACAAAUUCAAGGAUUAGAAUCAGAAAUCGAGAGAAUUAAACGUGAAGCAUCAGCUCGUCAUGAACGUGAUGACAUUGCCAAAGAACACGCGAACUGA